Umbelopsis ramanniana AG is the source of this 1913-nucleotide messenger RNA. RefSeq lists its product as uncharacterized. Bases 400 to 1890 code for a protein of 496 amino acids. Lineage: Eukaryota; Fungi; Mucoromycota; Umbelopsidomycetes; Umbelopsidales; Umbelopsidaceae. The record is from RefSeq and is a predicted model, not a curated record. Gene Ontology annotation, biological process: aldehyde metabolic process. The transcript is spliced from 5 exons. Gene Ontology annotation, molecular function: aldehyde dehydrogenase (NAD+) activity.
GUAACUCAUUUAUUUUGCGCCUCUUAAUUCUAUAAGGUUUGACGGGUGGUUGCGGCUAAUUGACGGCUAUAGAGGAGUUGACUACGGAUACUUGAAUCCAGAAGGUGUGAUUCCUGAAACUUCUGUGAUAGGCAAAGGACAAGAGAGGAUGAUGGACACAGAAGAUAUUGAAGACGCCCAGGCUGAUGAUCGAGAGGGCUAAUUGGCAGAAGUUCUGAACUUCUCACGGUUCGGGCAGACAGUGAACCCAAAACGGAACAAAAGCUUGCGUUUUUGCGGGGUGUGUUUUUCCCAGCUUACAAGCAAGUCGUCACCAUUUUGUAGAAAUCAAACGCUUAUAUAAACAGCUUUUGCCCCCUUCUUCACAAGAUUUUUCAUCUCUCUUUAUUUUUUUAAAAUAUGACUGCCUCAAAAUUUAUCACUGAAUACACCACCGAGCGUGGCUAUGACUUGAAGCUUCAAACUGGUCUUUUCAUCAACAACGAAUUCGUUGGCGGUGACAGCCAGAUUGAAACCGUCAACCCUGCUAACGGAAAGGUUAUUUGCAAGGUUGAGGCUGCUGGCGAAGAGCAAGUCAAUGCUGCUGUCGACGCUGCCGAGAAGGCUUUCGAAGAAGUUUGGUCCAAGACUACCCCCCAGAAGCGCAGAGAUUAUAUGCUCAAGCUUGCAACUCUCGUUGACAGAGAUCACGAAGAAUUGUCACAAAUCGAGACUUUGGAUAACGGCAAGGGUAUCACUUUCUCACGAGGAUUCGAUGUUCGUGAGCUUGCUGAAUGCAUUCGUUACUACGCCGGCUGGACCGACAAGGUACACGGAAAGGUCAUUGAAACUGAAGGUGUCCUCUCAUAUACUCGUCACGAACCCAUUGGUGUCUGUGGUGCUAUCAUUCCCUGGAACUUCCCAGUACUUAUGCUUGCAUGGAAGAUUGCCCCAGCUCUUGCCACUGGUAACUGUGUUGUCAUCAAGACUUCUGAGUUGACUCCUCUUUCUGCCCUCAAGGUUGCUGCUCUGGUUAAGGAAGCCGGUUUCCCUCCUGGCGUCCUCAACAUCAUCACAGGUUAUGGUCACAUCACUGGUGAUCUUCUCGCCAGACACAAAAAGGUUGGCAAGAUUGCCUUCACUGGCUCCACCAAUGUCGGACGUUUGGUUAUGAAGGCUGCUGCUGAGAGCAACCUCAAGAAGGUUACUCUUGAACUCGGUGGCAAGUCCCCUAACCUCAUCUUUGACGACGCUGAUCUUGAUUUGGCCAUCAAGUGGGCCUUCCGUGGUGUUUUCUUCAACCACGGUCAAACCUGCUGCGCAGGUACUCGUAUCUAUGUCCAAGAAGGUAUCUACGACAAGUUCAUUGAGAAGUUCAAGGAACACACCUCCAAGGCCAACAUUGGUCAUCCCCACGAUGAUGCCACUUUCCAAGGCCCUCAAGUUUCACAGACCCAAUAUGAUCGCAUCAUGGGCUACAUCGACACCGGAAAGAAGGAAGGUGCCACUCUUGCUUUGGGUGGCAAGCGUUGGGGUGAGGAAGGUUACUACAUCGAGCCUACCAUUUUCACUGAUGUCAAGGAAGACAUGACCAUCAUGAAGGAGGAAAUUUUCGGUCCUGUCGUUUGUGUUUCCAAGUUCAAGACUGAUGACGAAGCCAUUCAACUCGCCAACAACACCAACUACGGUUUGGCCUCUGCUAUCUUCUCCGAGAGCAACAGACGCUGCAUCGAACUUGCCAAGCGCAUCAAGGCCGGUACUGUCUGGGUCAACUGCGUUAACGUUUUGCACGCUAACACUCCAUUCGGUGGCUUCAAGGAGUCUGGCAUCGGUCGCGAGAAUGGUGAAUAUGCUUUGGACAACUACACCCAAGUCAAGGUCGUCAAGAUGGCCACUACUUUGCCCGCUUAAGCUAAAAAAUAAUAGUAAUAAUA